CGGUGGGCCCGAGAAAUUAAUCGGCGUACUUUCAGGAUGUGAGGCGUACCACGUUACCCGAGUUGGCUUCCGUCCAAAUAUCUCUAUAUCUGGGACAAAAACAACCAUUGUAAUUCAAAUGCCAGCUUUUAUUCGAUACGUCUCUUUUCCAAAGAGUCAUCUAUAAAGAAGUGAAUGGAUCGAAUUCAUUCGCCCUUGUUGUCUUGAAGGUGAUUGUAUGACUUUACACACACCAUUCAAUACUGUAGCACUCAGUCACCGAAAUAGAGAAAGCCAAUAACUCAUUUCUAAAAGAAACACUACCAUAUUAUAAAUAACAAUUAUAGAGUAUUCGUAUCCUAGGGUCUAUGUCAUUGAAAAAGGGGAGGUUUUGAUUUCAGCUGCGUAGAGGAGAAAACAACAACCUUGAUUUCUGACACGUACUAAAACGUGAGCUCAGAGUAAAUAUAGAUCGAGUUCCCAAUGACGUCCCUCUGCGUCGCAAACAUCGUCAAAGUCACUGCGUAGUAGUUUACAGUAAAGUUUAUAGAGGGCUCAUCGGCCUCAGCAGAGAUACAGCGGUGAAUGUAGCAUUAAAGGGUAAUUUUCAAUACGGGCAGACGUCUAUGCCAGAAUUAAAGAAACCGCGCCGCACGAGCGCCAGCUACGUGGACGAGUUCUUCGGGGACGCGUCCCAUGCCAGUCCCGGGGGGCUCGACAUCAACGUGAACGUGAAGGUGGUGCCCAAACAUGAUUACAGAUAUCUGAGAACUGGAAUUCUCUCUCAGAACCGUGCCAGCGCCAACGGGAUGCAUUACCCCCGACAGUUGGCCGCCAGCACGGCGGCGGCGGUGCCACAAAACGCCUUGUUUAACGCACAACAUUCUCCGAGUGAUGUGAUGGAAUGUCGAAGCGACAGCAGCCAGAACGGUAGCAGUAUCAUGGACGAGUUUUUCGGGGUAAAGAAAGAAAGCAGCCCCGAUUUCAGCGAUUUGCAGAAAGCUUCCGAGUCCGACUCUAUGUGGGAGGAUUUGAGUGCCAGUAUGGACAUGUUGGACGGAAGCUUGUUGGAGGAGGUGAAAAUGGACUGUGAAGAUGCUUUUAAAAUCAAACAGGAGCCCGAUGCUCCAUCAAACUGUAUGCAGCAGCAGAACUUCAAUAAGGCAGCAGCGUGUAAAUACAAUGUGAACAUUCCUAUGGACGGCGGCAUGGGGGGAGUCCCGUACGCUGCCGCCAAUGUGAAAUUAGAGGGCAGUACUGACUGCCAGUUUGAAAGGACUAAACUGGAACGCCCCAGUAGUUUACAAAUCCCAGUCCCAAGGCCAGUAAUGUUCAGUAACAACAACAACCCAAAUGGUGUUAACCUUGCACAGUUCCAAGUUCCUUCUCCCAUCAAUACCCCGGUGUCCUCGGCAGCCACUCAGCAGUACUCUAUGGCGAACACGGUCCUGCAAUCUUCACCUUACAUGCAGCAGGCACCACACCAGCAUCAGCAACUGCCCCCAACCCCGCCCAACUCCCAGCCAGGCAGCCCAGAGCAGGAGAUCGUCAGGCGGACCCCGCCCCCGCCCUAUCCCGGGAUGAUGAUCCCCACCCCCGUGCUUGACGGCAUCACAAUGCUGAACUGUCUUCCUACGACAGCCACGGGGAAGAUCCAGAACACCUACCCAGGAUGUACAACUAUUAGAUAUAACAGAAAGAAUAACCCAGAGUUAGAAAAGAGAAGAAUACACUUCUGUGACUAUCCAAAUUGCCGUAAAGCAUAUACGAAGAGCUCCCACUUGAAGGCUCAUCAAAGAAUUCAUACAGGUGAAAAGCCAUAUAAAUGCCACUUCCAGAGUUGUCAGUGGCGCUUCGCUCGUUCUGAUGAGCUUACUCGCCAUAUUAGAAAACACACAGGUGCGAAACCUUUCAAGUGUAAAGUCUGUGAACGUUCCUUUGCCAGAUCAGAUCAUCUGGCUCUGCACAUGAAGCGCCACGAGCCCAAAAGCAAGUGAACCUGUCGCAAGGGUUGAGUUUUGUGUUAACUUGACUUUGGUUGGUAGCGGAUCUUGGCGUGUUUGGCGGUACAGGUCGGGCUGCCCUGGGGUGGUCCAAUGACUGCAGUGCUUUAAUUGGGUGCCAAAGAUUUGGAAUUAGCUACGUCAGAUAGACUUAAUGCCUAGCAACUUCAGGAUUGACAGACUUCUGAAUAUCUUCAUAGCAGCUUAAUUUAGCCAGCACGAGGAGAACUUGUACGACUGCCCUAUCCGCAAUUGAUGGUGAAUCAUGCCAGGGGGCAGCACGUGUCCUGCAGGACAGCUCUUUUUAGAUUUCAUCAUAGAAAAACUGGGUUAGCCACUCAAAAUAUAAUCUUGUCUACGUGAUGUGCAUUGGAAGAAUUUCGCAACUUUGAGUAUAAAUUGUUUGCACAAAGGUUUCGACAUAGUAAACAUGUUUGGGAAGCCGUCACAUGGCAGUGACGGAGCAAACAGAUUAGCUGUGCUAACGGUGAAGUUUAUCUUCAAGCUCCUGUUCAAACUGUACGCUACGACCCAUAGUUUAUCAUGAUCUGAUAAGCCAAUCACACGUUUUGGGUCUUACUCAUUGUUUCCUUACAACGGACGCCUGUACUCAAAUGACAGAUCAAAGUAGUAAGAUAAUCAAAUAGAACUACUUUAGAUAGUUGAAGAGUGGAUUUAUUUAUUUUUCUAUCUACUAAAAUUAAAAUGGCGUUCUGCAGUCCUCAGUAAUUGUGCACCUUGUAUGAUUGGUUGUGUAAAGGAAAAAAUACAAUGACACCUUAAAUGUCUAUAACAUGAAAGUAAGAAAAUGAGUCCCUUAAGGUUGUGAUUUAUUAAUUUGUUUGUGUGUAAUGGUAACCAAAGCAAUAAUGUGGUAUUACACUGAGAAAUGUUUGUUACUUUGUCAGAAGUAUAGCACAGUAACUCUUCAUCUAAGAUCACUUUCUCCCAGCUAUGUAUGAUAUAUGGGUAUAGCAAUGGGUUCACCCAUGGUAAGAUUUUCUAGGGUAUGAUGUCCAACUGGAAAGUGUCAAAGAUGGAGAGGAAUAGAAAUGUUUGACGAGCAAUGUCUGUCUUUAAGAUCAACACAUAGACAAGACAUAGUAAAGGUGCUGAGAGCUCUAACAGUGUAGCUGCUCUCAGAUUAGAGUGCCAAAGUGUUUGAUUGUUACCACAGUUUACAGCUAUGCAGGAUGUGGCUUUGAAAAAUAUUUUGUUUCUUUGGAUUUUUAAAACUUGUUUUAUUAUGUUGUUGGGUAAGGGUGUGGCUUCCCUACCUUCAUUGCUGCCUGGUUGAUGUACAGAUAUCAUUUAGUGACUCUUUGUUUAUUCUUUUACAGUUGUACUUAUUUGUUUUCUCUUCAGCUGUCUUUUUUGUUAUAAAAUGUCAAAACUUAUUGUGUAUAAAAACUUGUUAUAAUCAAAAUGUUUGUGUAUUUGGUAAGAAAGUGAAGUCUUAUUCCACUUGUUGUACAUAAUGAUGUGUAUACAAACUUUUUUAAAACACUGGCCUUGCCAGAGAUACUGUAGCAUUAGAUCUAGUCAAGUAUUAAACUUGAUGAUUUUACAUGAUUUCUAACUUCAAAUACAGUAAUUUUUUAAAUCAAUAAAUCACUUGCAAAUGAAUAGUA
Lingula anatina is the source of this 3613-nucleotide messenger RNA. RefSeq lists its product as uncharacterized. The record is from RefSeq and is a predicted model, not a curated record. Lineage: Eukaryota; Metazoa; Brachiopoda; Lingulata; Lingulida; Lingulidae. Gene Ontology annotation, biological process: regulation of transcription by RNA polymerase II. Gene Ontology annotation, molecular function: DNA-binding transcription factor activity, RNA polymerase II-specific; RNA polymerase II cis-regulatory region sequence-specific DNA binding.